CCCACCCCAUGGCGCUGACGGCGCACUCCUUGUGUUUUUACACCCCUCUCAACGCAGACUUUUCAACGUGAUCGGCCCCUGUUUGUCGAUGAUGGAGCCUCAAGAACGCACAUCAACCGCGCUUGUGCGCAAGCGGACCGACCUCGAAUUGAUGCCACCACCGCCCGCCGCGAAGAAAAUCAAACGCCCGAAAAAGGUCAUUGACGAAGAUACCUACACCGACGCCCUUUCGCAAAUCAUUGCACGCGACUUCUUCCCCGGACUUCUUGAGGCGGAGACCCAGCAAGAGUAUCUCGACGCUCUCGAAUCAAAAGAUAAGGCAUGGAUUUCCAAUGCUGGCCAGAGGCUAGAGCGUGUGAUGACGCCAGGAAGGAAUAGGGUGAAAAGGCCUAUGUCUUUUAAUAACGGUGGACGGACGCCCUCUGCAUACGGUGCUGAUACACCGGCAUCGACGGUAUCCGAAGCGCCAAAGCCAGCCGUGGACACGAACAUGAGCCUGGCCAAUUUCCAGGCCACCUACACCAGCGAGGACAAUGAGAGCUUUUACAAGCUCAUGGACAAACAAAACCAGAAGAAGGCAGAGAAGUACGAGUGGAUCUGGCGAGGGAACAAACUGCCUUCAAAACAGAUGAUCAAACAGGCGGAGGUCGAAGCCAAACUGCUGGAGACAAGGAGUUUGGUUGACGACGGGUGGAAAAGGGACAGACUGGCCAUCAAGGACGUGGAUGACAGACCAGCCAGACCGGACAGUUGGAACGCCAAUCCCAAGAACAACUUGAUGUUCGGCCCAGAUGGUGUGGACGAUGACUACGAGAGCCCGGCUCAGAGGGCGCAGGCCCAGUCGAUGAUGCCGCCUAAAUCGAUCAACUACCAAAACACAAGGGUGCCGCAACCAGAAACCGCAGAGAGGCCGUCAUCUCCGACGCUCUCUGCUGUGAGAGACGCGAUUGCUGGCAAACCUCGUAAAGAAGACCAAGCUUCGAGUGCUGUCGGGGGCGGAGAGACGCCGAGAGUAAAUGGGUACGCCUUUGUAGAUGAUGAAGACGACGACGACCAAGUUCUCCCUGCGCCCAUCAUCAACCUCGGUCCUGGCGACGCUACGCCAAACCCGUUCAAGCUGCAAGAACACAGAAAACGAGAGACUUUGCAUCACCGUCUAGUUGAGCGCGCAGCGCAUUCGAAGAGAGAAUCUGUGAAGAACGGAUUGACUGGAAAAUUGGACAGGACACCGGUGCCCAAGUUUCCGUCUAGUUCACGGGUUUCGGGUGGCCUAACGCCGGCCGCCCAAAGGUUAUGGGGGAAGAUUGGCAGCCCAAGAGCAGGCAGCCCGCAUACUUCGUCUCUGAAGGCGACACCAAUGAGGGCAAGAGGAUCACUUUUGAAGGGCGGUGCCUCGAUCGUUUCUUCGAUGAGGUUCGCCGAUUUUGCUGUCGAUUUGGCAGCUGUGCUCGGCGCAUCGCGCUCUGUCGCAUCCAGACAUGUUGCACUGAGAGGCCGACAGCUCGAGAGCUUCACCAAAGCUUCUAGCUUGACACGCAAAUCCCCGACAGCACCUGAGCACACACGAGACGACGCCGCAACAGAAGCGCCAGCCCCUUCUGAGGCCCCAGAAGCUCAGACACCAACUAAAAAUGAGACGCCGCCGUCGAAUAAGAACUCAACAUCUCAAGCUAGUCAUCCCUCACUCACACCGUCAAGCAACUUCCAGCCCAACCUCAACAGUGCAUCUGGUAUCUCACCAAGCUCAGUGUCGGCGGACGACCUCCCUCAAGGUGUCAACGUCAACAUCUUCCACAGCACCCGUGCCGCCAAGUUGUUGGGUAAAGAGGGAGAACAACCAAAGGUUGACUUCGGUCCCCGGAAGAAGCUCCCGCCAACGAAGCUCCCCGAGUUUGUUGAUUUCUCAAAGUUGUCCAAGGAUGCCGAGAUAAAGAAGUCGGCUACCCCCGAGAGUGCUCCAAGCACUUCCCAGACCACUCCUCAACCCGAAGUUGUCACGAGUGAAGCGCCGAUACCUGCAGAGCCUGCGUCUGCUACCGCUGCUCCUACCGGUCCGGCACCAAAAGAUGAACCUCCCGUCGAAGCUAUUUUGGGCGCUGCCGUUGACCAAACAUCAACCCCAGCAUACGCUCUCAGGGAAUCCAGCGUACCCGCCACACGUCUGAGCAGACUUUGGAACUAUGGCGGUCUGGCAGCAGGAAUGAUGGGUGGUGCCAUUACCGAGAGCAUCGGCAGAGCAUUUGGCGGCGGAGGUGAGGGUUCAGUGUUGCUCAGUGCCGGCAAUAUGGAAAGACUUGUCGCAAAGCUAUCCAGAAUGCGCGGCGCUGCUCUGAAGAUGGGUCAGAUGAUGAGCUUCCAGGACACGAAGAUGCUCCCGGGACCGAUCCAGGAGGUUCUGCAGAGAGUGCAGGACCGUGCCGACUACAUGCCGGCAUGGCAGAGAGACAAGGUCCUCAAGGCCAACCUGGGCGCGGAAUGGCGCGAGCUGUUUGAAGACUUUGAGGAGAAGCCUAUUGCUGCCGCGUCCAUAGGACAAGUUCACCGGGCCACCUUGAAGGAGAACGGUCGCAAGGUCGCGGUCAAGAUUCAGUUCCCUGGAGUUGCAGACUCGAUCAAUUCUGACCUCGACAACCUCGGCAUUCUCUUAACCGCCACUAAGCUCCUGCCGAAGGGUCUGUACUUGAACAAGACCAUUGACAACGCCCGACUUGAGCUGGGUUGGGAAUGCGACUACGAGAGAGAAGCGCAGUGCCUGAUCCGUUACAAGGAGCUCUUGGCCGAUGAACCAGACACUUUCCUCGUGCCCGACGUUCAUCUGCAGGCCUGCGGAAAGAACGUUCUAACCAUGGACUGGAUGGAGGGCGUGGGCGUCACCAGAGUCAAGUCCUUCACCCAGGAGCAAAAGGACUGGAUCGGUACCCAGAUCCUCCGUCUCUGUCUCAGGGAGAUCACCGAGUUCAAGUUCAUGCAGACUGACCCUAACUGGACAAACUUCCUCUACAAUGCCGAGACCAACAAGCUCGAGCUUCUCGACUUUGGUGCUUCCCGGGAGUACCCCGACGAGUUUGUCACCCAGUACGUUCAGCUUCUCGCCGCGGCCUCGAGAACCGACCGAGAGGGAGUCAAGGCGCUAUCUGAGAGCCUCGGAUACCUCACCGGCCACGAGAGCAAGCUCAUGGUGGACGCACACGUCAAAUCGGUGCUCACCCUCGCGGAGCCCUUCCUCGGCUCCGCACCCGAAGUCUACGAUUUCCAAGACCAGACCAUCACAGAGCGCGUCAAGGCUCUCAUCCCCGUCAUGCUCCACGAGAGACUUGCGCCGCCGCCCGAGGAGACUUACAGUCUGCACCGCAAGCUGAGUGGUGCGUUCUUGCUUUGCGCGAAGCUCGGCAGCAAAGUUAGAUGCCGCGAGAUGUUUGAGGAGAGUCUAAAGAAGAACGGAUACAAUGCUUAA
Messenger RNA from Colletotrichum phormii, 3454 nucleotides. Its product is annotated as nuclear protein Es2-domain-containing protein. Lineage: Eukaryota; Fungi; Ascomycota; Sordariomycetes; Glomerellales; Glomerellaceae. Gene Ontology annotation, biological process: ubiquinone biosynthetic process. The transcript is spliced from 3 exons. The record is from RefSeq and is a predicted model, not a curated record. Bases 89 to 3454 code for a protein of 1121 amino acids.